Messenger RNA from Exserohilum turcica Et28A, 667 nucleotides. RefSeq lists its product as uncharacterized. The record is from RefSeq and is a predicted model, not a curated record. Gene Ontology annotation, molecular function: mechanosensitive monoatomic ion channel activity. Lineage: Eukaryota; Fungi; Ascomycota; Dothideomycetes; Pleosporales; Pleosporaceae. The transcript is spliced from 3 exons. The coding region runs from base 1 to 519 and encodes 172 amino acids. Gene Ontology annotation, biological process: intracellular water homeostasis; monoatomic ion transport.
AUGCCGCGCCUAGACGACAGCACCCAUCAGAUCCUGCAGGACGCCGAGCAAGGCAUCCGCCGCCGCACCGUCGACGCGUGGGACAGCUUCAGCAACUUUGCCCUACGCGACAAUGUGCUCGAGGUAGCCGUUGGCUUGAUCCUAGCAGCCUCCUUCACCGCCUGUGCCAACGCCCUCGUAACCGACAUCAUCCUGCCAAUCAUCUCACUGCUCCCGUUUCUGGUGCGCAACCUCGACGCCAAAUUUGCCGUGCUGCACCACGGCCCAAACUACAACGCCUCGAUUGCAAACGGCUACAAUACCCCGCAGCAGGCGCUCGACGACGGCGCCGUCGUGCUGGCCUACGGCGACUUUCUCGACAAGAUUGUGCGCUUUAUGGUUGUGGCGCUGGCGCUUUGGAUCAUUGCCCUCGCCUACAGCAGGGGCAGUGGCGAUAAUAUUGUGAAGAGGCAGGUCAAGUCUGGACGGAUGGCAGAGAGGACCGCGCCAUUGAUGGAUAACAAGAUGAGCAAGAAAUGAGGAUUGUCACUGUAAUCUGUCCUUGUCUUGUUCAUCUUGGCCUUCCUUGUCAUCACGGUAUCAAAGGGAUUUCUUCCCCUCUUUGACUCCGGAAUCGCCCGCUCCGGCAUGACGAUGGUAAUGAUGAUGAUGCGUGUGCAACGUCUCU